This is a messenger RNA of Venustampulla echinocandica, 999 nucleotides long. Its product is annotated as ClpP. NCBI's taxonomy places the organism in Eukaryota, Fungi, Ascomycota, Leotiomycetes, Helotiales, Pleuroascaceae. Gene Ontology annotation, molecular function: enoyl-CoA hydratase activity. Gene Ontology annotation, biological process: fatty acid beta-oxidation. Bases 1 to 999 code for a protein of 332 amino acids. The transcript has 2 exons. The record is from RefSeq and is a predicted model, not a curated record. Gene Ontology annotation, cellular component: mitochondrion.
AUGCGCUCACCACUCCCUCUUGCACGUCAAUUGCAAUUGCAAUUCCCCUCCAAGUCUAAGCAUUUCCUCCGUCCUGUCUUUCGUUCCUAUUCCACACAACCCCCCCUCAUCAACACCUACGACAUCCAAGCUCCCAACACCGGGCGCAUCCGCAUCCUCUCCCUCGCCCGUCCUUCAGCACGCAAUGCCAUCUCCCGCCAAUUGCUCCACGAGCUCCGCACAAACAUCGAUGCCGUAGCCGCAGAAUACGCCGCAGAUGGCAGUGAAGUGCCGCCGCAGAAGACUUACGGCGGUGCCGCGGGGGUAGAUCAGAAGGGGCCAACGAGGGUUUUAAUUCUCGCAAGUGAGGUAGAUAGCUGUUUCUGCGCGGGCGCCGACUUGAAGGAGCGGUCCGGGUUUACUGCUGAUGAAACAGAAGCAUUCCUCUCCAACCUCCGCAGCACCUUUACCUCCCUCUCCCUCCUCCCCAUCCCCACCAUCAGCGCCGUCAGCUCCCUAGCUCUCGGCGGCGGUCUUGAGCUCGCGCUCUGCACACACCUGCGUGUCUUCGCCUCCACAGCGCAAGUCGCCCUUCCAGAAACACGAUUGGGCAUUAUUCCCGGUGCUGGAGGAACAUAUCGCCUACCGGGACUCAUUGGGCUCGGCAGGGCAAGAGAUCUAGUGUUAACGGGGCGGAGAGUUAGUGCUGCGGAAGCGUAUUUCCUUGGGAUUUGCGAUCGGCUUGUAGAGGUUGUGCCAGGGGAGGAAGAAGUGGGCGAGCAGGGAAAUAAGGAGCUGAUGAGGAGAGCGGGUGAGGAGGUGCUGAGGGAGGCUGUUAGGGUUGCUGGUGAGAUUUGCGAAGGCGCCCCUACGGCUGUGAGGGCCGGGUUGAAAGCUGUUAAUUAUGCGAGGGAGGACGUGGAGAAUCAGAUGUAUGAGAGUGUGGUGGGGACGGAGGAUAGGAAUGAGGCAUUGGCCGCAUUUAAGGAAAAGAGGAGGCCUGUUUUUAAGGGAAGGUAG